AUGGCGGUCGCAACAUUACCAUCGGAUUCUUCUGUAGAAUCUCUGAAGCAGGCCAUCAGAUCGACGUCAACAUGCUCCAACGCUACUUUGUUGUCUCUACAAACACUACUCCGAGGACCCUCGAGGACUUCAACAGAAGUUGAUAACUACACAUCGAGAAGGAACGAAAAGUAUGCGAAAAUCUCAGCAGCUACAGUGCGCUCGAGAACGACGCGGGCGACGAGGUCGAAGACUGGGGUGAAGUCAGCAACGUUAUAUCCUCCGAUAGAUACAGACGCUGGCCGAUUGUCAUGCCAGGAGAAACUCGUUCUUGCCACAGAUGUCUUCAACAUAACACUGAAGACCCUAUCUGACGCCACAAAAGCAGACGGUUUUAAAUCCCAAUCUCGAUCCAAUGAUGAAGAAGGCGCCCACCCUCGAUUGCGCAAGGACCCUCUCCAACCUGCCUUGUCCAACCGCAUCAUAUCAUCGCCUAAGAAAUCGAAAGCAUCUAAGCAACCACAUACAGUCUCUCGGUUGGACGAGGGUAUUCUAGCGACUGCUGAAUGUGGUAGGUUGGCGCUGUCAUGUCUCAGAGUCUUGAAAAAUGAGAGCUUAAGUGAAGGGAACACAUAUCGCAACGUUCAACUCGAGCAAGCCUCAUGCGUACUGACGGGAAGGUUUAUAUCGCUGGGUCUCAAUGAUAUGGCAUACAAGGAACUGCGAGCUCUCAAACGAAGAAUCCAGCACUACCUUGACAGAGUCAGCGUCGGGGAAAACUCGACAUUAAAAGACGGCCACGAUGAAGAGACGGGAAAGGAAAAAAUGUCCGACUUACUUACUUUUACGAACAUCUCAAAUGGGAAGUCUUUGUACGGGUUGCUUGUCACGUUCCAAGCGAACGCCAUGCGACUUAUUUCUUCGGAGCCGAAGGUCUCUACUACGCAGAAGAUCCAUGCUUCCUUACAAUUUUCAAACCCAAGCAGUCCUGUUAACAUUAUAAUGGCCGCGUUUGAAUCUGGGAGUCUUCCAAGCGACAAGACAGCUCUUCAACUUCAACUACUGUCGAACACGGUGCUUUCUCUUUGUUCCUGCACUGAAAAGUCCAACGAUACCCCUAAAGAGCACUCGAAACCGAUAACAAUACUAUCUCUCCAACUUUUAUCUCUUGAGAUUCGCUGCUUGGGGUGGCAGGUGGCAGGCCAUGUUUGUGACGAGGGAAGAGAAGUGUGGGAUCCCUUAUCUCGCUACCUUGGGAACUUUGCCCAUCAAAGUAAAGAGAUAGGCCGGUCAGAGUUUGUCGCAAUAUACAAAACAAUCCUGCGCCUUCAGUCAGCUGUCGCGAUAACGAAACGGAAACCUUCUAAUAAUUCGAAGACGUCUUUGAACUCGGCAGUGAAGAUUACAACCAUCCUUGGACAACUUGCACAGGAAUCGGGAUGCUUUGACGAGGCUCUGAAGCUAUAUGCAGAAGCUCUCACUCCUUUUUCCGUUCGACAGUGCAUUUAUCUCUGUACAGUACGGUGUAAGAUCGCUUCCGUUCAUAUCCAAGCUUUGAAAUAUGGAAAGUCUUCCGAGAUUUCCUUGACAAAUUCGCUUCUGGAAGCCACGUCAGCGCUAGGAUUGUCAUUGAAAGGCAGUCCUGAUGAACUGGAUGAACUCCUUGUCGAAGCUGCGAAAUUGAAGAAGCUGUCAAUGUCGUGGCUUGGGAGCAUACUUGCCAAGGAUGAUAGAUGUCUCCAGGAGAACGAUAUUCUCAAACGACUGCACGAAUACCUCCAUGGCUUCAUAAGAUUCUUACGACGCUAUAUCGGACACCAACCUUCGCCCGAGGCUGAACCUAAGGACCAGGAACUGUUUCAGAAAAGGGCGUGCCUAUCUAGGAAUGUUGCACUUGCCGCUGUGGAUUCUGCAUUGGCUAUUGGGAAGCUUUCUGUCACAUCAGGAAGACCUCAUUGGGACGAUAUAUUGUCUAUUUUCACAGACUGCCAGCGUCUUCUCAUGACUCUCCAGUGUGCAGUGGGUACUGACUUAGAACAUCUUGAAGAUGAUGAUUGCGGUAUGGGACUUGUGAGACUGUCGAAUCUUUUUUGGUCUCGCUACCUGAAGGAGAAAGAAGCGGGCAAAGAUUCCAGCGAGCUUCUUUCUCUUCUGAGACAAUGUACAGGCUUACUCUCGAAUUGCUCUCCAUCGCAAAGGAACACCGGCUUUGCGGCCCUCAAGUUUGAACGGCUUGCACAUCUGUGCCUAGAAUGCAACAGGGGUACUGAGUCUGAAAAAGCAUUUCGGCAGUCAAUACUGGAUCAUAUAGGCUCGGGAAUCCUGAGUCAGAUUUCUUCCGAUACGACUGGGCUAUACCCCGAUCGCUCUUGUCGAGAUCCCAAAAGCAAUGGCUUUGCACUUGGCCGCGUGCUUACGGCUUUUUUGAAGAUGAAGAUGCGGCGCAAAGAUCUUCGAAUGGGUAUUAUUUUUGAUGAUGACUUACCAGAGCCCGAGCAAAAUGCCUUACUCGAGUGGCAAAUGGCGAUUUUGCUGGACUUGCAUGCUCAUACUCGCAGCGACGAAUAUUUUUGCCUUGCCUUAAGCACUCUAAUAUCCAAGCUCCUUAAUAUAUAUUCGCCUGAACGCUAUCCAAUCCGCCGUCUACGAGUUAUUCUUCGCGGUUUGCGGUUUACGUUAGAACAUCCGAAUUCUUUAGAUCCAGCAUUGGUCCAAAAGCUUGUCGAUGAAGGUACAGAAGGUUGUAAGAGUUCUCAAGACCUCCGUGGAGAUUAUGCGAUGGAGAGAUUUGCUGCGCAUGUAAAAAACUCACUGAAAAUAAUGGUCGGCUUUCACAACGGAAAGAUAGGGCCACCAGAGCUCAGCGAUGCGGUAUCAUCAUGGUCGUCCAUGGUUCAAGAGUGCGGGGAUUGGAAAGCACUUGAAUCUUGUAUCGAUGAUACCGAGUUCUGGCUCCUUCAAAUGAAAGCCUUGAUCGAUUAUGCAGAGGUUCACGGGCUAUGGAAAUAUCAGAUAUCCGUUCUUGAACUAGUUCUGCGGGCCAUGGAACUACAAGAAGCCGGCGAUUUCUCCAGCAUCAUAGUCUUUCUUUCGCGGCUCGCGUCACAGUACUGCAGGCUUGGAUACUGCAAAAAGGCCGGUGGCCUUCUUGCGCGUGCCGAUCAGUAUCUUUGCAAGCGAGACGUUUCAUGUCUAGCGACUGUCACGUACAAGUUGGCGCAAGUGGAAUAUCUGCUUGAAAUCGCAGAUGUUGAAAAAGCUACGGAUGCGCUCGCAACUGCUCGAGCGCUAUAUGAGGAAACGCAAGAAAAGGGAGGCUUGGCUAAUUGCACCGUUCAGUCGAAGAUAUUGUGGGAAAGAUUGGUGGCAGACGCAGCCUUCAUCCAUUCACGACUUUCCUGUGCGCAAGGAUCAAUUAGCCAUGCUCUUUACUUUGCCAAAUUAUCCGUCAGGUUGAACUGCAGGAUUUGGGCUAAAAUUGAGAAAUUAGCUCAGAUUAGACAAGAAAAGUUUCAAACAGCAACCAUCAAUUCGGAAGUCGAGACAGUCACCGAAGGAUUGCCGAAACUUGACGUUUCCCAUGUAGCUUCUUCAGAAUCAUCAGGAAGUUAUUCACAAGGUGCCCCCUUCUGGCCCCAUGUCGGCUCGCAUCAUAUUUGCCUGCUGAAUCUUGCCAAUUUAUCGGCUCAUCAUGGGCUAUUCCAGGACGCUAUAUAUUAUGGAGAACAGGCUUUGAAAAUGAACAAAACUCUUCACGUUAAUGUUCGCCAGAUUGCUUCUCAGGCCCAGCUAGGCUCUCAUUGGAUCCUUGGUGGACAUGUGUCGGAGGGACAAGAACUAUUGGAAACUGCAACGGAGGCGUCUAAGAACCUGGAGAGCAGUAUCGAACUUGUUUCUCUGCAAAUGGGCCUUGCGGCUCUCUACAGGGCAAAGAGCGAUCACGAUGAUGAGUUGCAAGCCCUCGCGAAUGCCGACAAGCUUAUUCUCGAAAUAAUAGGCUCCGGAGAUAGGAAUUGUGUUUCGGAGUCCUCGACCCUAUCUGAUCUUGAACAUAAGAUGGACAAGUUGCAGAUUCGAGGGAGCAGUCGAAGGCCGCAGCAACAAACGGCCACGGGACGACGAACUCGUGCAAUGACGACGUCUGUACGGAGCGGCUCAAGGAAGGUAUCAAAAAUGGCUGACACUUCCAGUGCUGUUCAUUCGAUCUCUCUGUUGAAGCAUAGAGCCGAUAUUCUUCUACAACAAGCGGGCUGUCUUCGUGCAUUACAAGACUUCGACAAGGCCACCAACCUAUUGAGUGAUGCAAGGCAGUUUGCUGUUUCUAAUGACAACAAAAUAUCGCUGCACAUCGGCGAAACUGAGCAUCUUCUUGCUCAUGCAAUACAGUGUCUUGCUACACAUCGUGUCUAUUGCGUUCUCCCAGAAUCCACCAUUUCACUGCCAUCAUUGCAGUCGAUAGGCGGAACAGCGGCCGAACUGUCAAGGAAAGGUCCUGCUCUGCGAAGACAAAAAGUACCAGUAAAACGUGGCCGUCCUUGUGCCCCUAAAGCGACAGAAGACUUCACUGCUUCGCUGGCAAAGGCUAGCGAUUGCGUAAACGAUAUCCUCUCUACUGCUACUGCGGUGGGAUCUACCUUUGACAGCCAUACAAUCUGCGGAUUGAACAGUCGAAUUUCCAUAUUGUCUCAUGCUACAACUUCCGAAUAUUCACUAGCAAGGUUCAAAUCUGCGGCGAACGUAAAUGAAAUUUCCCGCAUCGGUGCCUUCUCCCGAGAGCGAACAGCAAUUGACAUCGACAAGCAAUUGGCUGAGUUUUCGGAGUCCCUGUUUUGGCCAACUCCCUCUAUCCCAGCUGUUGGGUUAGAUAUUGACGCGGGUUCGAAGUUCACCGAAAACUACGUUGAUAUUUUGCCGGAUAGUUGGAAUGUUCUCUCCUUGUCAUUGAGUGCGGAUCAUUCCGAGUUCGUCGUAUCGAAAUUGCAAAAAGGACACUCGCCUUUUCUUCUACGACUCCCACUUACGAGAGGGAAUUCCGAUGAUGAAGAUGACCAGUUUACCUUCAAGGAUGGCAGGGAGGAGAUGAAAGAAAUUAUCAGGCUGGCUAACGAAAGCGCGCAUGCGGCUCGAUCUCAGACCGACAGGAUUUCAAAAAAGGAAUGGUGGCGCAACCGGGAGUCAAUCGACCGUCGUCUGGAAACCCUGCUACAGAACAUCGAAAAUGUCUGGUUUGGGGGUUUCCGCGGGAUUUUUUCUCCAAUGCCACGAGAGGACAGUAAUCUAGCUCAGUUUGCUAGCUCCUUCCACGGCAUCCUCGAUAAACACUUGCCGUCCAGACAGAAGGGUAACAGGGCUACCGGACCGAGGUUAAUGCUCCAUCAGGAUGUACUGGCAUUGUUUGUAGGGCUCCAAGAUCUCCAGGAUCAGGAAGAUUCGGAAGACAUACUUAUGGAUCUUCUUUAUUUCGUGGUCGAUAUUUUGCAGUUUCAGGGAGAGCGCAAUGCAUACGACGAGAUCGACUUCGACAUGAUGGUCGUUGAGACACUCGAUGCCUUGAGAGCUUAUCAUAAUGCUGAGCGACGUGAACAGGAAAGAGGGGCACCACACCAUACGAUACUGAUUUUAGACAAGGCACUGCAUUUCUUCCCGUGGGAAUCCCUCCCAAGCUUGCAGGGACUUCCGGUUUGCCGUGUCCCAUCCUUGGAGUGCCUUCGUGACCGAGUCUUGCGAUUCCGUGACCGACAAACAGAUAGGAGCCUGACAAGGGUCCUUAUUGACCGCGCUAAAGGUGCUUAUGUUCUCAACCCUACAGGGGACCUGAAAACAACACAGGAAACAUUCGAGCGCAAGCUUUCCUCCCUGGAUACCUGGACCAAGAUUGUCAAUCGGGAACCAACGGAGGAGGAGUUCAAGAAGUCGUUAGAAUCAAAUGAUGUGUUCUUAUACUUUGGCCACGGUAGCGGAGCACAAUAUAUACGCGGCCGGACAAUCAAGCGGCUGGAUCGAUGCGCUGUUACGUUUCUUAUGGGCUGCAGCAGUGGUACACUGACCGAAGCUGGAGAGUACGAACCGUACGGGACGCCCAUGAACUACCUGCAUGCCGGCAGUCCUGCACUAGUGGCCACGCUAUGGGAUGUCACCGACAAGGAUAUCGAUCGCUUCGCGAGCUCUACGUUUGACAACUGGGGUCUCGUUAAAGAGCCAGGUGCAAAUGACAGAGAGAUGGAGGCUGGCUCCACGGCCACGAGGAGGGGAAGGCCGAGAGGUGCCAAGGCAAGUGGUCGCUCCUUAGAGCGUUCCACUCCCGAGACUACGGAUCCUCUCCCGGUGGCCUUGGAUGAGGCUGUAGCCAAGUCAAGAGGGUCCUGCCUGCUCAAGUACCUAAACGGCGCGGCACCAGUGAUAUACGGCGUUCCAGUGUUUUUAUGAUAGAGAAAUGUGUGUCUUGGAAGGGCGUCAGUUGUUUGGAAAGGCGUUUGGUGUAGUGACAGAAAUAGCAUCUUUAUCCAUUAUCUCUUUUC
Monascus purpureus is the source of this 6497-nucleotide messenger RNA. The record is from the annotation of a GenBank genome assembly. NCBI's taxonomy places the organism in Eukaryota, Fungi, Ascomycota, Eurotiomycetes, Eurotiales, Aspergillaceae.